Molecule: messenger RNA, 2798 nt
Organism: Lytechinus variegatus (green sea urchin)
Lineage: Eukaryota; Metazoa; Echinodermata; Echinoidea; Temnopleuroida; Toxopneustidae
Product: low-density lipoprotein receptor-related protein 1-like
Exons: 11
Coding region: 292-1977 (561 amino acids)
Molecular function (GO): calcium ion binding
Source: RefSeq, a predicted model, not a curated record
ACGUAGAAAGGUGAUGCGGUGUCACGGACACGGUUGACUCUGUCCGCACGGAUCAUUGCCACAGAAGCGCCCAGUAGUAUGCAGAAGUCGAAUCCAACUUCAAGCUGAGUGUACGCAUGUGCCUCUGUCAAGCGGGAAUCAAGAUCAACGAACAGAUUUUUUUUCGUGAGUGGUAUACUUUGGGAUACAUUCAUUUUCAUUGGAAGGAUACUGAUUGCUGUUCUAGCUAGCUGAAUGAAGAGUACUUUGCUUUGAUUGUGUUGAUUGCUGAAGGUAACGGGUGACGUCACAAUGAAGUCGUUUCUUUCAAUCAUCUUUGUGUGCUUCUAUUGUUCCUGUGCUGCGGACAAGGUCUUCUUUGUGGACCAGAUCAAUUUUGGAAUAUACCACAGUGAUAUCGAACCUGGAAUGGUCCUGACCGAUCAGGUCUAUCAGAGGGCGGUCUUCGAAUAUAUCCACCGACCGGGGGUCAUGACCUAUGACUUCGAGACAAAUAUGGUGGUAUGGGGACAGCGAACACCGCAUAAGAUUGGAGGCGAUGUUCUGGACGGUGUGCCAAACAAGGUUGUCAUCAUUCCCGGCGUUAAGCCUUUCUGCAUCACGUUCAACAAUUUUGACCGAAGGAUCUACUGGUUUGGGAACGUCUCUAGAAUUUUCGAAUCAAUCAGACUAGAUGGGACUAAUAAGAUAAAGAUUUAUCGCAAUGACAGGCAUAUAUAUGGACUAAGCGCGGACGGUCAGAAAGGAAAGCUUUAUUUUUCUGAGGGGGAUCGCAUCACGGAAAUGAAGGUGGAUGGUACAGACAAAGAAGUCAUUGUUGAUACGGACCUGGUCAAUGUUACUGCUUUCACAAGAAACGCACAAGAUAAUUGUCUAUACUGGAUCAACGGCCAAACAGUCGAGAAGUACAACUUGGAAACCAACGUACGUACCGCCAUCGCCAAUAUAUCAAUAUUAAUCGGUUACGCUGAGCACAUAGUCGUUUAUAAUGACGUCAUUUAUUGGGCAGAUAAUAAACGAGGCGGGAUUGGCCAUCUACACCUGAACGAUCCCACCAAUCAAGACUUCCGUACAAAUAUCACAGUGAGUGGGACCGAGCAAAGUUUGGCGGGGAUACUGGAUAUGAAAGUGUUCAUUCACGAACGUGUCGACUACUGCAGCUCGUCUCCAUGCCAAGAGGGUCUCAACUGUAUUAGUGACAGAUUCGAAUACAACUGCGUAGCCAACAACACAAGCAACAACAACACUGACAACAGCACUGACAGCAACAAUGCCGGGAGAAAUACAACAUCAUUAAAUAACGGCGGAUUGAAUCCGUGUGGUUUACGCGGUGAAGACUACCCGUGUGACGCGAUACGUGGUGUCUGCUAUAACAACAACGGAUCAGCCCUCUGCGACUGUCAAGAGGAAUACGUUCUCGGGAUUGAUGGCGUCACGUGUUUAGUCCACGCAAACUGCCGAAACUGUGAAUAUGGCGAAUGCAUCGAGGCCAACGGCAUGUAUGAAUGCAUCUGCGACAGCGGGUUCACACUAGCCGGAGAUGAACGCUGUGAAGAUGUAAAUGAAUGCCAAAGCUCCGUUUGUGACCCGGAAUAUGGCGUAUGUGUGAACACGAAAGGAGGAUACUACUGUACCUGUCAGACCGGUUUUAUAACAGUUGGGGACGGAUUCACGUGCCAAGUGGACUGUAAGGAAAAUACCUGUCAAAAUAAUGGCACAUGUACAGACAAUCAGUGCUUCUGCCCAGAUGAUAUCGAAGGGAUAUUGUGCGAAACUGUUGACUUGGAAACGGAUGACGACGACGAUACUGAGACCAACGUGUCCGAUAAUUACGAUGACCCAAUCACAAUGCAGCUGCCGAGGAACAUCAUCAUCGUCAUCACCAUAGUCGUACUCUUAAUCAUCAUCAGCAGCAUCGUCAUCGUAGUCGUCUGCUACAGAUGCAAGAGGAAUGAAAAAAACAAUGAAGCCGCAUAAAGUCAUUCUUAGACAAGAUUCGGAAUCCUCAGAAGACAUACGACUACAACCAAAUGAAUGCAGAGUUUUGAGGUUCGAGCCCUGCAUGGAUGACCUUAAAUUUCGGUCACAGAUGCAAGUAUUCAAUACAACUCUGUAAAAGAAAAAUCAGUAACACACUCACACAUACCACUCAAGUUUGCCAUACUUCAUUCUCCCCGAAAGGUGGCGCAAUGCAACGUUUAAAAGUGAUCCAGCUUUGAGGAAGAAUUAAGCCCCAAUCUGGUGCUUAUCAAACGUGAAAAGAAUUGUAUGACGUAUAACGAAACUGACGUAAUCUAAUCCCCUGUAUUAUCGACACAUUCCAUUGCUACGAUACUGAACAAGUAACAAUAAAUAUUUACUUUUUUAUUUUAAUUUCUUUUCUUUUUUUUAUUACAGGAAAUUUUUAACAGUUAUAAACAAAUAACAAUAUGAUAACGGUCUUUAAUACGUCUCUUGAAGUGGUUAUAGUUCACAGUUAUGAUAGUCCAGUAUAUAAUCCAGAUUAGAUCCAAGUUUGUUGGCGAAAAUUCCUUACAUUAAAGUUCACAAUGAUGGCGAUGAUGAAACUGAUGUUUCAUUUUUUUCAUUUUCAUUUCAUUUAUUUUUGGAGCACGAUGAAUAACAAGAGUCACUGUAACGAGUUGACAUGUCCGUGAAGCCGAUGUUGAUAAUGAAUAACAGUCAAUUUCAGCAAUUCAUGGGUUGAAAGGCGUUCAUCAAAACAGGUUGAUGAUCUCGAUGAGAACUGAGAAUUCCUUUCUCAAAUAACAGCAAACAGUUCAUUGAAGGUGUGCAAA